This is a messenger RNA of Saprolegnia diclina VS20, 1970 nucleotides long. RefSeq lists its product as hypothetical. The coding region runs from base 546 to 1931 and encodes 461 amino acids. Gene Ontology annotation, cellular component: plasma membrane; cytoplasm. The transcript is spliced from 4 exons. Lineage: Eukaryota; Oomycota; Saprolegniomycetes; Saprolegniales; Saprolegniaceae. The record is from RefSeq and is a predicted model, not a curated record.
CGAAAACUUGCUCGAGGCCGUCGAGGAAUCCGAGUAGCGCUACAGUAGUACCGUAUGCAGCAGAGUCGUGCAAACCACCUAUAUCGCCAUAUUGAGGUUGGAAGGUCCAAUGGCAUGGAACUUUGCUCCGUGAACCAAGCCCUCGCCACCCCCAGCGGUAUCAACGACUGCAGCGACAGCAGUCAACGCUUCGCUCCAUCCGUCGCUCAGCGCGAUGGUCCAGAGACGUAGUCGCUACAGCCAAGACGAUAGACUGACCAGUCGCGUUGCCUCCAGAACAACCUCGCCACGUAUCGGGCACAUCUCGCUGUCCGACUAGACUGCAACGAGACCAUGCAGCACGCUUUUCGCGCACAGUGGAUCAAUCUGGUGGGAUAGCGAUCACCAGCGCGACAGGCUGCUCCACAGUGAGCGAGCUCUGUAGACAAGCUGCUGGUUAGACUGCGAGGUCAGAGGUCAGUGAUCGACGUACUGCCAUUCGCUAGUUGGAAACGGUGAUCGAAGCAACCGAAGCGGGUGUUACAUAACGGACAGCAGCAAUCGAGAUGGACCCGGUGGCGACGACGGUGCCUGGUCUUAGCUUUGCGACAGACCUCCUCUUCAACCUCGACGCAGUGCGCAAGGCGUGUGGCAGCGGCCUCUCGACGCACCAAGGGCUACUGAGUCUCCUCAAGGGCCGCGUGCAGCUCGAAUUGCACUACGCCGCCGAGCUCACGCGGCUCGCCGACCAGUUCAAGGUCGACCAAGACAUGGCCGAUCUGCACCCUUCGUCGUACGUGAGCUCGCUCAACGCAGCCUUAUUGAGCGUCAAGAGCCAGUACGUCAACGCGAGCGUGCAGCACAAGAGCCUCGCUGCAAGCUUGGACGAGGACGUCUACCGCCCAUUGAACGCGCUCUACCAGAGCCUCGCCAAGAAGGAACAGUCGACCACCUCGUGCAUGGCCCGCGUCCGCAAGCAGGCCAAGGCGCUGGAAGAGAACUUUCGCAAGCAGCACGCAAAGAUGGACAAGACGUUCAAGGAGGCGACAAUGACGUAUGCGCAAGCUCUCGAAGCUGGCAUCGCGCCGCGUGUCAUCCAAGAGCAGGUGGGCAACGAGAGCAGCAGCAGCAACAAUGCACUAGAAGACAGCACUUCGUUUCUCGGCGAACUCUUCCCCAAGCGGCGACCGACGACCACGAUAGCCUCGCGCAACGCAAGCAUCGAUAGCGUCAAGCUCGUGAGCUGGCUGCUGCCCAACGAGCACCAAAAGAAAGAGAGCCUCGCGGUCGCCGCUGCCCGCGCGGUCGAGAGCGCCGAAGCCGCCCGCUUCGAGUGUCGACAAGCGUAUGCUGGUUUCGAAGAUGCACGUGUUGCCUUGUACCGGUCAACGCAGUCGAUCCUGAACGACUACCAGACCAUCUCGGAGCAGCGUAGCACACAGCUUUCGACGAGUUUGCGCAAGCACAUUGUCUUCGAAUCGGCGACCCUCGCCAACCUGCAGUACGACUGGCAAAUGGUGGCCAAGCCGCUGGAAGCGGUCGACGUCGACGCCGACCUUCGGGCGUUCAUUCUGCACAACUACCGUCCUAUCGUGCCGCACAUGACGAUCGCGGACCUCUGCACGACCGAGACGCCGCUGCCGCACCCGCCGCGCACGAAAGCGUUUGGUCUUCACGACGUGACACUGCGACGGUAUCCGCUCGACACGUGUGGCAACCGGCAGUCGGUCUACGGCUGGCUCGUCACGCGCGACCAGAGCAUCUACGCGAACGACGCCAAGCCCGCGGUCGUGCCCGUCGUAUCGUCGCAUGCCGUCGCCAAGGCCGUCCAAGCUGCGCUCGCCUGCAUCAUCGCGAGUGUUUCCAAGCCUGAAGACACGGCGGUGCCCGACGACAAGCGCGACGACGACGACCGAGAGUCCUCCGAGAGCACGCACAGCACGGAGUGCUAAGUGCCUACGACUUGAAACACGAGCAAGUUGACAGUCCUA